AAAUAACUUAUGUUUAUCUCCAGAUUGUAUUUAGUAUUGUAAAAUUACUACAAGUGCAAUAUCCUAUGAAAUAAGUAGUCGAUAAUUUGAAAAAAUCAUUCAAUUAUCAAGAUAUACUAUGUAUGUGUGAUCAUAACCAUAAUUAAAUCGUAAAUGCUAUACUAGCAAAUAAAUAGACAUGUUCAUAACUAUGAUAAUUGGCUGUUAAUGAUGAAUCUACAAUUGCUUCCAAUGAACAGUGAUGAUGGAAAUCACCAUAGUUAAGACUCGCAAGGAAAUAGAAAAUGUUGACGUUGACCACGUUGACAUGUUUGCGUGAGUGUAUGGUCCACUUGUUGGUGGCUAUUCAGAUUAUUUAAAGCGUUGUAAAUUGAUUCUGAUCUGAAGUCUCCAACGAGUUGCAGAUCGAAUUCACGAGAUGAAAGCAAGUAAAGCUGUGAUAGUGUGGUAGUAACCGGCUGGGUUGGAGAAAAAAAAGCAAAGCGUUGAACUUGAUCAAAUAUCACACCAUUACGCUCACUUAAAGAUCAAUGGAGAACUUAUUGUUACAUGCAGCAUCCGUCGAAAUUGCAACAUGCUCUAUAUGGUUGUGGACCACAGCGUUGCAAAUUCGUUGGUUUGUCAUUCAUCAUUUCUCUCUCUCUCCCUCUCUCUCUCUCUCUAUCUCUCUAUCUCGCUCUCUCUCUCACUCUCUCUGUCUUUCCAAUUGGUUUCAAUGAAAUUUAAUUUAGUUUAUCACUUUUGCAGUGGUGUACGUUGCGUGAAUGGUUUUAAACUAUUAGCAUGCCAAAUUUGUCGAUGUCUGCGUGUAAUUGUCUGUUAGUCACAAGUUUUCGUCAAGUAAGCAAAGAACAAGCAUAUACCUUGCCUGUAAAAUUAUUCAUGCUUUUACGGAAUAUCGUAUACGAGAUAUCAUUGUCUAUCCCGUCAAUUUCGUGGCAAAAUGGCAGCUGUUUUGACCGCCGAGCAAGAGCAAGCAACAAAAGAGUUUAUCGAGGUGGUCAACAAGUAUAGAGCAGGUCGCUGCGUAGGCCCAAUCUCAUGGAAUGCAGCUCUAAAAUUUCUAACGGCAAGGAAGUUUGAAGUUACCAGAGCUCUAGCACUUUAUGAGCAACAUGAAGCUACUAGACGAAGGGAAGGUCUAGCACUAAUGCAACCAACACAGGAGCCACUGCUAAGCGAACUACGCACAGGCAAAUUCACUGUUUUGCCAACUCGGGAUUCAACCGGAGCUGCAAUAGCCAUAUUCACGGCUCACCUGCACCUCCCGCAAUACACGACUCAUCAGACAACGUUGCAGGGAGUGGUUUACCAACUGGACGCCGCAUUGGAAAGCAAGGAAACUCAGAAGCAUGGCCUAGUGUUCAUCUACGACAUGUCGGACAGCAAGUACCAGAAUUUCGACUAUGAUCUGUCGCAAAAAAUCCUGACCCUAUUAAAGGGCGGCUACCCGGCCAAGCUGAAGAAGGUGCUGAUAGUGACGGCGCCGCUGUGGUUCAAGGCCCCCUUCAAGAUCCUGCGGCUGUUCGUGCGCGAGAAGCUGCGCGAACGCGUGUUUACCGUGUCGAUCCCGCAGCUGACGCAGCACAUCCCGCGGGACUCGCUGCCGCAGCGCUUGGGGGGCGGCUUGGAGGUGCAGCAUGAGGCCUGGCUGCUGCACUGCCUCAAGUCCAUGACAAACCGAAGCGGGGCCGCGGAGCUCUGCGAGGUCGCCGCGCCCGCGGCGGCGCAGCUGCUGCACGGCCUGCAGGCCGCCGCUGGCCCCGGCGAGAGCGCGCCGCCCGCGGCACUGGCCAACGGUCGUUGCGAGGCCGCCGCCGGCUCGAGCGCCGGCAGCCCCGUCAGCCCGCUGCCAGAGGUGGCCGCCGGCGCACAGCAGCCACAGCCACAGCCACAGCCACAGCCACAGCGCAGGCCUGCAGAGACCGAGUUGCCGAGCGGCGUCGAGGAGGCAGCCUCGCCGCUGCAGCCGCCCUCCUCCGCCAGCUCGGGCUUCAGUGACGACGACAGCCUGCACGGCGACUUGGGGCUGCAGGCCGUCGGCAUCGAGCAGCUCAUUGAGGCGAUCCACGCCAGGGGCCGCGCGGGACUCGUGGCCGAGUACAUGGAGAUCAAGCAGAGGCCGCCGGACGGCACCUUCACCAACGCCAAGCUCAAAACCAACCUGCCGAAGAACCGUUACACGGACGUACUCUGCUACGACCACAGCCGGGUCUGCCUGUCGCAGCUGGACAGCGAGGCCACGUCCGACUACAUAAACGCCAACUUCGUCGACGGCUACAAGCAGAAGAACGCCUUCAUCAGCACGCAGGGUCCGCUGCCCAAGACGUGCGCCGACUUUUGGAGGAUGGUCUGGGAGCAGCAAACCCUCGUCAUCGUCAUGACUACCAGGGUCGUGGAGCGAGGACGCACCAAAUGCGCACAGUAUUGGGCCGCCGAGCCCGGUGAUCACGUUACCUCGGGUAAUUUUACCGUAACUAGUCUUGAGGUCGACACUCAUCCCGACUACACGAUAACCAAACUUCUGUUAACCAAUAAUAAGACUGAAGAAACUAGGGAAGUUUGUCACAUGUUGUACACUGGUUGGCCGGAUUACGGCGUACCUCAGUCGGCCAGAGCCUUGCUGCAAUUCCUCUCUCUGGUGCGCCAACAACAAAAUACAUUGUUGACCAACAGUGGCGAUACUUGGGCUGGUCACCCAAGAGGCCCGCCUAUUGUCGUGCAUUGCAGUGCUGGCAUAGGAAGGACAGGUACCUUCUGCACUCUCGACAUUUGCAUAUCACGGCUCGAAGAUACUGGCACCGUUGACAUUCGAGGAACAGUUGAAAGAAUACGAGCCCAGAGAGCCUUUAGUAUCCAGAUGCCAGAUCAGUAUGUAUUUUGCCACCGAGCUUUAGCAGAGUAUGCUCUCUCUCGCGGAAUGCUCAGUCCUCAGCACCUUGCCAUGUUACCCCCAACCAUCGAGGAAGAUUCCGAUUGAA
Molecule: messenger RNA, 2981 nt
Organism: Phymastichus coffea
Lineage: Eukaryota; Metazoa; Arthropoda; Insecta; Hymenoptera; Eulophidae
Gene: Ptpmeg2
Product: tyrosine-protein phosphatase non-receptor type 9
Exons: 9
Coding region: 944-2980 (678 amino acids)
Biological process (GO): protein dephosphorylation
Molecular function (GO): protein tyrosine phosphatase activity
Source: RefSeq, a predicted model, not a curated record